Messenger RNA from Parastagonospora nodorum SN15, 279 nucleotides. RefSeq lists its product as hypothetical. The record is from RefSeq and is a predicted model, not a curated record. The transcript is spliced from 3 exons. Lineage: Eukaryota; Fungi; Ascomycota; Dothideomycetes; Pleosporales; Phaeosphaeriaceae. The coding region runs from base 1 to 279 and encodes 92 amino acids.
AUGGGCGCAUCAAACUUACUACCACUUGUCGUCCUGUUCGCUGUCGUGGGAGUUGUCGCGUGGGUGGGAUAUCAGAUCUUCCUCUACACGAACGAACUCGCCGAGCGCGGCGUCCACAAGCUGGAGAAGAAGAAUGUCGUCUUUACGAAAGAUGGCGCAAAGGUUGGCGUGAAGGAAAUUAGUGCGGAAAACUAUGCGGAUAAGACACAAAAGGCGUUUGUGAAGACGUGGAAUGCGGCGCAAGAAGGGCAAUCGAAUACGCGAUCUCGAACGAAAUGA